AUGGCGCUCUUCAUUCUGCUGCUGCUGCUCCUCCCAGAGGCCUGCUGUGGGAUGCUGGAUGUCAAGUGUCCCUGGAGAUGGCACAAGGCUGAGCUGCAGCCACAGAACUUUUACCGGCCAGGAGACUUCAUCUUUGGUGCCAGCAUCUCUUUGGCAAGAGGUAUUUUUGGACCACACACUUUCAAUAAACCUGCUUCUAAUGAAGAGCUUCACAUCUCCGAGGUGAAAACGGGUGGUAUUCCAAUCAAGCUGCAGUCACUGAAGGAGUUGCUCCACCCUUUCCUGAGAGACCGCCAGUUUCACAACCAUUCUCUUGAUGGAGUGUAUUUAGAUGAGAACGGAGACUUGGCAAUCAACUUGGACCUGAUCAAUUGGCCCCUGCCCCAGGCCAGGUGUGUGGAGAGCUGCAGCCCGGGAUUCUUCAAGGUGGCUCGGGAAGGACAGCCCGUGUGCUGCUAUGACUGUGCCCCAUGUGCAGAAGGAACCAUCUCCAAUGAAGAGUAUUGCCUGAUGUGUCCUGAAGAUAAGCAUCCAAACACAGCCCGGGAUCAAUGCAUCCCCAAGGUCAUCACCUUCCUCUCCUAUGAAGAAUAUUUGGGGACCUUUCUCACUGGCAUGGCCCUACUCCUCUCCAUAGCCACAGGAACCAUUUUGGGAAUCUUCAGUAAAUUUCAAGAAUCCCCAGUAGUCAAGGCCAACAACAGAGACCUGUCCUACAUUCUGCUUGUCUCCCUCCUGCUUUGCUUUGCCUGCUCUUUCCUCUUCAUUGGCCAGCCAAGAAGCAUCACCUGCCUCCUCCGGCAAGUGGCCUUCAGCAUCAUCUUCUCAGUGGCCAUCUCCUCCCUUCUGGCCAAAACGGUCACUGUGUUACUGGCCUUCCUGGCCACCAAGCCAGGCAACAGGGCAAGGAACUGGUUGGGGAAGAGUUUGGCCAACUCCAUUGUCAUCUGCUGUUCCAGUAUUCAAGUAGUCCUCUCCACCAUCUGGCUGAGCACCUCUCCCCCUUUCCCUGACUCUGACAAGCACUCCCAGUCUGGGCAGAUCCUCCUGCAGUGCAACGAAGGCUCUGUGGCCAUGUUCUACGCUGUCCUUGGAUACAUGGGCUUCCUGGCUGCCCUCUGCUUCACAGUGGCUUUCCUGGCCAGAAAGCUGCCCGGCGCCUUCAACGAGGCCAAGCUGAUCAACUUCAGCAUGCUUGUCUUCUGCAGCAUCUGGGUGUCCUUCGUGCCUGCCUACCUGAGCACGAAGGGCAAGUACAUGGUGGCCGUGCAGGUCUUCUCCAUCUUGGCCUCCAGUGCUGGGCUGCUGGGCUGCAUCUUCCUCCCCAAGUGCUACGUCAUUCUAUGGAGGCCUGACCUGAAUACCAAGGAGCACCUGAUGAUGAAAAGCACAGCAUAA
Varanus komodoensis (Komodo dragon) is the source of this 1398-nucleotide messenger RNA. RefSeq names its product vomeronasal type-2 receptor 26-like. Gene Ontology annotation, biological process: G protein-coupled receptor signaling pathway. The transcript has 5 exons. Gene Ontology annotation, cellular component: membrane. Bases 1 to 1398 code for a protein of 465 amino acids. Lineage: Eukaryota; Metazoa; Chordata; Lepidosauria; Squamata; Varanidae. Gene Ontology annotation, molecular function: G protein-coupled receptor activity. The record is from RefSeq and is a predicted model, not a curated record.